Colletotrichum navitas is the source of this 431-nucleotide messenger RNA. RefSeq lists its product as uncharacterized. The record is from RefSeq and is a predicted model, not a curated record. Bases 96 to 389 code for a protein of 97 amino acids. The transcript has a single exon. Lineage: Eukaryota; Fungi; Ascomycota; Sordariomycetes; Glomerellales; Glomerellaceae.
UAGGGUACCGGUAGACGUGGUGAGCGUGUACGUGCGGUGCGCUGCGGGCAGCACCGUUCUACCCAGUCGAGUCGAGUCGAGGCGAGGCGGUAACAAUGUCUCAAAAGCGGCCAGUCCCUUGGAAAGCGGUGACUCGAAAUUGGGCUGGGCAACUAAACAGGGGAUAUGUGAGGGCGAUGCAAACCGGGACAGAUGAAGCCAAUCAAUCUAGCCGACGUCCCAUCGUUCCAGCUUUUGCGUCCAGACCGACUGAGGCGUGGCGAUCGUUGAGAGGAAAGGCAAGCAAGGCAGCCAACUUCGAAGAGAAGGGGGACGGACGGACAGACGGGUGGUCGAGUAUUGAUGAUAAGAGACGAUGGCGGUUGACGACCGCUGUUGUGUCACCCUGACGAACGGACGCGCUUUUACUCCCACCCCCGGUAACCGGAGGC